CGCGAACGGUGUGAUUCUCCUCGACGCGCCCUACAUGAGCAUGAUUUAUCGAGAGAGUGGUAUGAGAAGAAAAGCGAGGAGAAGAUGCCUCAUGAUAUAUCACCUAGCAGAAGAUAUGCCGCCGAGCUGGAAGCGCAAAUAGCGGAGAAGAAGGCGAGGGAGAGGCGAGCAAAGGAGGAAGAA
Messenger RNA from Perkinsus marinus ATCC 50983, 183 nucleotides. RefSeq lists its product as hypothetical. The annotation marks the transcript as partial. The record is from RefSeq and is a predicted model, not a curated record. The transcript has a single exon. NCBI's taxonomy places the organism in Eukaryota, Perkinsozoa, Perkinsida, Perkinsidae.